This is a messenger RNA of Lineus longissimus, 2333 nucleotides long. RefSeq lists its product as uncharacterized. Gene Ontology annotation, molecular function: amino acid transmembrane transporter activity. Gene Ontology annotation, cellular component: membrane. Gene Ontology annotation, biological process: amino acid transmembrane transport. The transcript is spliced from 7 exons. The coding region runs from base 486 to 1898 and encodes 470 amino acids. NCBI's taxonomy places the organism in Eukaryota, Metazoa, Nemertea, Pilidiophora, Heteronemertea, Lineidae. The record is from RefSeq and is a predicted model, not a curated record.
CGUCCAAUAUGAGGAUCAGACCAGCUGUCAGUGAGUGGUAACUACCACUGCCAGUGGGAAUAUGCAAUUUUGCUGAUUCUAAAUACAUGAAGUUGAUGGAAGUGUGUACAAUAUAGGCCUACUUGAUAAAUCUAUCCACUUUAAAUCAGUAUAAUUGUAAUUAAAGUAAGAACAGAUGUGACAGCCCAGGAACAGCUGCUCAUGGACAGACUGGGAAUUAUUGUGAAAGUGUUUGAUUUUCGGAAUGGAAUAGUACACAAACUCUGUGAUGAGAGAUGUUCAGCCGGUAGAAAGUUGGAAUGUGAAUUUUGUCACAUGGUCGUUUACCAUUGUGUUUAGGUGUUAUUAAAGGAGCGAUCUGAAGCAUGCGACAAUCGUGGAUGUAGGCCUACUUGUGAUUUCAAACGAUUUCAGGUGAUUAGACUUAUGAUCCAGGAUAAUUAGGACUGACUGAAGUUUCACCACUGCCCCAGAGAAAGUGUACAAUGGGGUCUGUGUCUGGCAAAAACAGGAGCGAUACGCCCAUGGAUGUACCUUCAAAUUACUCACAAGGAGAAGCGGACAACAAUUUCUCCGUUAAGAACUCGGAAGAGAGAGCAGGGGCUCGUGAGCAUGAAAAGAAGACUGAAGUUCAGGAGACGGGGGACAAUGGGGGAGGACUGAAAAUGCCGACAGCCAUGGUGUUCGUGGUGGGAGAGAUGGCUGGGAGCGGGGUCCUGGCGCUGCCCAAAGCCGUUGACAGUUUAGGUUGGAUUGGUCUUGUCCUGAUUGUAGUCUGUUGCCUCCUAGCGGCCUAUACUGGAGCUAUAUUGGGAAAAUGUUGGGUGAUUCUUCGAGAGGUCUACCCUGAAUACAGAAACCACACCAGGUAUCCGUAUCCAUCCAUUGGGUACAGAACGUACGGCAAAGUUGGCAGAUACUUAGUGUCGAUUAGUAUGAAUGCUACCUUAUUUGGCGUGGCGGUAGUUUUCAUCUUAAUGGCGUCCGAAAUAAUUCAGCAACUCCUGCACGACCUCCACGUCCACGUCUCCUUCUGUUACUGGAUGAUUAUCAUCGUGGGGGUCCUCACGCCCUUCACGUGGUUAGGAAGCCCCAAAGAUAUGUGGCCAGUUGCGAUCGGUGCGCUGGCGACCACAGCCUUUGCAUGUAUCAUCAUUGUGGUGAAGACAGUCUCGUUUAAGGACGAAAUAAAUGUAUACCACGGGCCAAUCCAAGUUAAACCAGCCCUUCUCUCGUUAGGAACCAUCUUCUAUGCAUUUGGCAAUCAUCCGAUCUUCCCCACAAUCCAGCAUGACAUGGUGGAGCCAAGUAGUUUCACAAAGACAGUUUUUGCAGCGUUUUUCUGCGUAUUAUGUAUGUACUUACCGGUGACCGCGGCAGGAUAUGUCGUCUUCGGCAGCACUGUGGACGAGAACUUGCUGACAUCGAUAUACAAUGUAGCGAAUGGACCAGCCCUUUAUGUGGUCCAGACUCUUAUCGUCUGCCAUCUAAUGUUUGGUUACGUGAUAGUCAUAAAUCCCAUUAGCCAGGAAUUUGAAGAAGCGCUUAAUAUACCUCACUCCUUCAGUUGGAAACGAAUCCUCUGUCGGACGAGUAUCACCUUGGUGACGUUGUUUAUAGCGGAGAGCAUCCCAAAGUUUGGCAACCUCCUGGGCCUAAUUGGGGGAACAACAACUGCCUUGCUGGCCUUUUUCUGCCCGGUGUUCUUUUAUAACAAGCUCUCUGAUACUAUAAAAAGGCCAAUCUCUCUCCACCAGCGAGUGUUCCACUAUGAGAUUAUGGUAAUAGCCGUCCUCGUUGGAAUAUCAGCGACGUACGCCGCGAUCGAAGGAAUAGUCAGUCCUGAUUCCUUUGUGCCGCCGUGCUAUGUUGAUAUCAACGCUGCAGAGGGGCACUAGUGUACAAGUGACGACAAGGGCUUCAUCAAGGACCAGGAAUGACUUUUAGGUGAGGCCAAUAUUGCCAACACUUAGCCACUGAACCGACAGUUACCGAUACUAAAUGAGCCAACGUUGGUUUGACGCAAAUUGAGCGUUAAGGCCCGAUUCCACUUGGACAUCUUUCCGCAGCAACAAACCCACUCCGCCAUAAUGGGUGGAUGGUACAUGUAGUUCUAUAAAGGUUUGUCGGUGGGGAAAAUGGAGGUAUGCAUCAAAGAUACCGAUCACCUCAGCCGAUAAUUUGAAUUCCCGAUAUUACCCUCUGGGGCGAGCAUAGUUUUCCCCCGCUGGCAAAACCAUUGUUGAAAAGGUUGAGAGUAACUUUUGUCCAUCAUUUGGCUUGUAUAAUCAAUCAUGAAUGUACUUUUGUAACAAUAAAAAGGAUACUUUUGA